GUGUGUCGCGCUUGGAAGGCCGGGACGUGCACGAGAGGUGCCAAAUGCCGAUUUCUGCAUACUAUUGAAGAGCAUCUUGAAGAUGUAUCUCGCCAACAAAUGGAAACAGAAGCAAACCUAGCUGCGCAGGUUCGCGCAGCCGAGAUUGCCAAAGCUCGUGCAGUUGAGAUUGCUGAAGCUCGCGCGACCGAGAUUGCCAAACUUCGUGCAGCUGAGAUUGCUGAAGCUCGUGCAGCUGAGAUUGCCAAAGCUCGUGCAGCUGAGAUUGUCAAAGCUCGCGCAGCUGAGAUUGCCAAAGCUCGUGCAGCUGAAAUUGCCAAAGCUCGUGCAGCUGAAAUUGCCAAAGCUCGUGCAGCCGAAAUUGCCAAAGAAGCCGCUGCGAAGACAGUCCAGAGCGUUGUGCUUGGAUCCAUCGUAACAUUCAGCGCAGGCCUUGAAUUAUCUCACAUAAUCACCGGAUUCGAGUGCUGCACCUUGCAUAUUGCAAAUCUGCCUCCCAAUGUGCGGGAAGACGAAAUCACUGCGCUGUUCACAAGCCGAGGCCUUGAUCGAGGGCGCUUCCACCUUGUUAGCGUCAAGCCCAUGCCAGGUAGCGGAAAGCUUAGCGCUGAAAUCAUCACAGACGCUGAGUCCGGGCAAGCACUCUCGGUUGACCUCGGUGGCCUCGAGUUUAGGGAUGAAGUUCUGACUCUCGAAGUAUCAGGCUACAACAGUCCCGGAAGUAUGUCCGCGACGACUGAACGCGACAGUAAUGUCCUUACGAUAUCCUGGCGUGUCCCUUCCGUGCGCUAUGUCGCAGAGUACCCUGUUACGGUCAAUGUGACUGCGAAAGCGCGGGAACUGAACCGCCAGAUGUGCUCUGGGCGCCGGGUCAAAGCUGAGGUCAACACCAUGCCACCCGGUCGCUUCGUACCAACAUUUCACGACAACUCAGUCAAGAUUAGUUUCCUUCCGCCGACUGUCUCUGACGGAGAAGUUGAAAGAUUCUCUGGCUCAGACGAUGUCAGGCGGUUGGCUGUGAAGGGUGGGGUUUUCAGCGAUGACGUCGGCCAUAUCGCUACCACAUUGCGGGAUGAUAUCGAAUGCAUCUCUCCUGGAACCCUAAGGUCGCUGGAGCCACUGCUGCCGACUCCAAACCCUGAUGGUAUCGUUCUAGUCCGUGCGCAGUUUUCUUCUUGGGAGGACGCGGACGCGGUGCACACCCGUCUUCUUAACCAUCGCAUCGGGAACGUGUCUUUCUUGUUCCGGCUCCCGAAUCCCACACAAUACUCGAUUACUAUCUCCACUGAGCAGUUCCGUGCACAAAAGUCUUUGUGGGAUGCCUUGAUUGGUGGCAUCAAGGACAAGCGUUCGUGUAUGCUGCACAUUCAUGAGCAGGGACCCGUUGUCCGGAUGCGCUUGUCCGGCUCCAAGAAAGAGGCCAUGGGCGCACUUAAAGUUAGAGCGGAAGGCCUGAUUGCAGGCGAGAAGGUGGAAGGGUGGCACAUGACACUCGGAUAUCCAAACAACAAGUUCUUGCGUUCGGUUUUUGACGACACGGGCGCACUCCUACGUGCAGAUUGGAGACGACAGGUUUUGAAAGUUUAUGGAGAACCAAAAGCUGUUGACCAGGCUCGUGAGCUGAUCAAAGCCAAGCUAGAGCAGCUCUCGUCCCUCGAGUAUACCAAAGUACUCGCGAAACAGUCCGUUCGAUUUUUCCUCAAACAUGGAAUCCCAGAGCUGAAGGAAACCUUUGGAGAAGACAACGUUAAAUUUGUUAUAUCUGCGCGUAAAAUCACAAUCUCGGGUGGCGAGGAAGCUCGACACGCCCUUGAGCGCUUGAUUCAAGGAUCGCUCAGUGGACCACAGAUCCUCCCGGACCCGUCGGGACAGCAGUCCUGCCCUAUCUGCUAUGAUGACAUAUCCGCCCCACUUCGUCUUGGUUGUGGGCACAUCUACUGUGCUCCUUGCAUGCGUCAUUUCUUGACAUCCGCUUUGGACUCUGGUCAGUUUCCACUCACGUGCAUGGGUGAUGAAUCCCAGUGUAAAGUCCCCAUUCCUAUUCCCACCAUCCAACAAUUCCUCCCUCAAACUUCCUUCAACCGCCUGCUGGAAGUAGUGUUCAACACGCAUAUAUCUCGGCAUCCACAGGAAUUCAAAUAUUGCAAGACACCAGACUGCAAUCAGAUCUACCGUUCCACCGACCCUAACACUACGGCCGCGGGUGGCCAGUGCCCUUCAUGUUUCUCAAACAUAUGUACAUCGUGCCACGAGGAUGGCCACGACGGCAUGAGCUGUGCCGACUACAAGCGAACCGGACGCGUUGCUGAGGAGGAGCGACAAACGGAGGCAUGGCUCGCAGCUCAAGGUGGACGCGUAAAGAAAUGCCCAACUUGUCAAGCGCUGAUCGAGAAAGUGGAUGGCUGCAAUCACAUGACCUGUACACAGUGCAAGAGCCAUAUCUGUUGGCGAUGCAUGGGUGUCUUUUCUGCCGAUACCAUAUACACACACAUGAGGAGUGAACAUGGCACGAUCUACGACGAGAAUCCCGUUGAUGAGCCUGUCAAUGUACAAGAACAGCAGUGGCUGUUCGGAUUGGCAGCGCAGCAACGUCAGCAGCAGGAAGAGCUGCGAAGGAGGGUAGACGCGGCGAGACGGGAUGCGGAGGAGAUGCGAUUGGCAAACGUGGGAGAAGCCGCGAGACGUGAGGCAGCAACAAGAUUGGACGAGGCGAGACGAGUGGCAGACGCGAGACGAAUAGUAGAGGCGAGGAUAGAAGCAACGAGAUUGGAAGAGGCGAGACGAGUGGCAUACGCAAGGAGAGAAAUAGCGAGACGGACUGCUUUGGAAAAUUACCACCAAGACGCGCCACAGUGGGGCGUCCGGGCGCCGACGAGGGAACAAGAACGACCAGGCUGGGGUUGCACCAUCAUGUAA
Messenger RNA from Suillus clintonianus, 2916 nucleotides. RefSeq lists its product as uncharacterized. The record is from RefSeq and is a predicted model, not a curated record. The annotation marks the transcript as partial. Gene Ontology annotation, cellular component: ubiquitin ligase complex. The transcript has 3 exons. Lineage: Eukaryota; Fungi; Basidiomycota; Agaricomycetes; Boletales; Suillaceae. Gene Ontology annotation, molecular function: zinc ion binding; ubiquitin binding; ubiquitin-protein transferase activity. Gene Ontology annotation, biological process: proteasome-mediated ubiquitin-dependent protein catabolic process; protein linear polyubiquitination.